Messenger RNA from Lucilia sericata (common green bottle fly), 4150 nucleotides. RefSeq lists its product as uncharacterized. The record is from RefSeq and is a predicted model, not a curated record. Lineage: Eukaryota; Metazoa; Arthropoda; Insecta; Diptera; Calliphoridae. Gene Ontology annotation, biological process: vesicle-mediated transport.
UGGCAAUAUUGGCCUUUAUUUUAUUAUUAUCAGUUAAUAGUAGACGUUUGAAUGUGUUAAUAAAGCAAAGGAAUACUUCUUGCAUGUUGUUUUUUUAUCAAAUAAACAAAAUACAAAAAAGAAAGCAAAAGAUAAGAUUUGUUUUCAUAAGCAAAUAUUUAAAAAAGUCUCGAAGAAUUAGUGUAAAAGUAAAAACAAAAUAUGUUUAAAACCUGGCGUAAAGUAGAGUUUAAACGUUGGUCUUCCAUACAACAGAAUUUAGAAAAUGCUAAAUUAACAAAAUUACAUGAAGAAAGGGAAACUAUGAUUGUGUUUGUUUACGAUACCGAGUGUUUGAAGGAUGAGGCUGCUGAUCCGGUUAAGGCGGUUUUAUAUUUCCAUCCCAGUUGGGUGUCGGAUACCCAAAAGGUGGCCUUGUGCGGCCAGUUAAUGGGUUCUUCUUAUUUUCUUAAAGAUUGUUUCUUUAAGCCACGCAUUAUUUCCUUGCAAAAUGGCAAAUUUGUUUUUAAAGAAUUUGGUCGGUUUAUAUUGGCCGUGGGCACUGAUCGCAAUAUCUCUGAUUAUAUGUUGCAACAUCGUGCUGACUUGUUGGCCUCUUUGGUGAAGUUUUAUCAUCGUGAUUUGCAACUGGUCUAUGAUCAAUUUCCUUUGCAGUCUCAGUACAAGAAUUUAUCGGAAAAAUUAUAUCAUAUAUUUGAAACAUAUCUACCAAUUUUGCAAUAUAAUGGCAAUAUAUUUCAAAAUGUACCCAAACUAAGAAUGCCCAAAACGGCCAGUAAUAUCUUUUUGGAAGCUAUACAAACUUUGCAGUGUUGUCAGCAGACCAAAGGUGUUUUGGGUGGUGCCAUUCUAUAUCAUAACAAAGUCGUUGCCUCUCAACUUAGCGAUGCUGUUACCAAACAAAUCGUUUUAACCGAUCCUUUGCAUAUAAGAACCACAGGGGAACAAUUAACCUCCUCAGAAUUUCACAUACCCAAUGGUGUCCAAAUGUUAGUAGUCUAUCUGGAGACUCUACAAUAUCGUAAACUACAAGCUGAAGCUCAGAGAGCUCAAAAUCUACAGACCACUCAAUUGGGUCAAGGGCCUUUGCCGUUUCAAUAUAAUAAACGUAAAAUGAAAAGAGAUAAAUCUCUUAUAUUCACCCAUAUACCCGAAGAGAAUACUACACAAAGUAUAAGUGAACAUCCCGAGGAACAGGCAGAAGAGGCCACUAACAUCACAACCAUAACCACCCCCGGUCCUGUAAGGCCUAAAAGUCUCAUGAUGACUAGACCUACGCACUUGCCUUUGCGCAUUAAAAACUAUUCCAAUAAAGAAUUGCCAGAAUCCGGCAUUGCUUCCAUUAACUUUGAUGAAACUGAUUCUUAUCCCGAAUUCAUAGGACGCACCUCUGUUUGCUCCACUCCCAUGGCUGAGAAUAAGGUUUUGGCCGUAGGCAACAUUAUGUCUAUAUGUGCCAAUCCAGAAGAUGAAAACAACUCCAAUAAACAGGUGGAACAAAACAAUACUUUGCAUCAAAUCAAUAGACGUAAUUCUUUGAAAAAAGAUUUUGAAAAAUUCUUCCACAAUUUCAUAACCAAUCCCAAUAAAAUGGAACGUCGCAACUCUCUAACCGAUAUCCAUGAUUCUUUAAAGAAAUUCUCCAAAAAGAUUUCUUUAAAACAAAUCUCUCAAAGUUUUAAGACUGAUGUUAAUCGUAAUGGCAAUGCUGCCACAGAUAUGUCUCCAGAUUUCAUAGAUGAAGAAGAGAAUUCUGAUAAUUCGGAUGAAAAUAAUAAAACUUCCCGCACCAUAACAGAUCCCACCAAUCCAGUGUUUAAUGCCAAUGGUCAACCCAUAUCGCGUAGUUUGUUUCAGGAAUUCCUGGAAAAAUACUAUAAAUUAUGGGGUGAAGCCAGCGAGGAAAGUAAACAAGAUGAGGAUAUAGCCAAGCUAAUAGAAGAGUUUAAAGAAUUCGAUAAUGAGCUUAAGAAAUUGGAUGAAUCUCUUAGAAAUCCCACUAAUACUAACAAACCCGAUCGUAAUUUAAAUUUGGAAAACUCUUUCAGUCAACAAAAACCUAAAACACCUUUGGAUAAAAAAUCUCUUAGUUUACCAUUGAAGUCAAUAUCGGAUUCUACACCCUCUGGGGAACGUCCGGCUGUAACUACCACCCGUAAACAAUUGGGUGGGGUACCUUUAACACCCCUUAUGGCUAAGCUUUCGGUGUUGGCUUUGAAUGAGGAACGACCAGCUUGGGAUGCUACUCCUGGUGCUAAUAUAGAAAUUCAAACUCCUUUGAAUACUUCAAAGACUUUAGGCAAACGCAAUUCUCUUAAGUGUGAUGAUGCGGUAGAUGUUUUGACUUGUCUUUCCUCGAACGCGGGCAAUCAGGAUGGUUUGCAAAAGGCUGAAUUGUAUGUGUGUGGUCAGCAGAAUAUGACUCUGCUGUUGAUUAUGGAGGAGGGUUGUUCGCAGCAUGCUAAAAUCGUACAGAAAAUGUUCGAUAUUUGUGUCUCCAAAUUUCCCCACAUGGAAUCUCAUCUUAGUCAAACCUUAAAUAUUAAUGUUGAAGCCGACAAACGUGAUGGCAGCUAUAGUUUUAUGUGUAUCGAUUCCAAAUGGGAUGCCUUAGAACGUAAUGGUCCUUGGAGUCCAGUAGAACUGAAUACAUUAGAAAGCAUGCAUCGUGACAUGUUGAAUAAUAAACAAUUAACCGAUUUAAUAUUACGUUCUUAUGAUUCAGUAUAUUAUGGUUAUAAAGCAGGACGAACAGAAAUCUUCUAUAAAGAACCGGCUAAAGAAAUAACGGGUAUACCACCACCCUCAGAUCCCAUGGGUAAUAUAGCAAUGAGAGCAAAAGGGAGAUUAGAACGCGAUCAUUCCUAUAUAUUGUUUUAAAAAGGCGGGAUUAGAGUUAGAGUUUUAGAGUAGAAACGCCAAAGAAGUCCACGAGAGAGCGAAUAAAGUUAAAGUUAAUUAUAUGAUUAUAAAAGAUCAUUCCUUAAACAUAAAAUAGCAUAAAUAUUAUAAAGACGUUUGUAUUUUUAACAAAAACCUUUUUACAAAAAAGGAUUUUUUUUUAUAAAAAACCCAAAAAAACAUUCUUAAAGGAAACGUCUCUUUAAACUUUUUAUAGUAAAUUAUUUACAUUUUAUGAAAAAAAAAAUGUAAAAGUUUUUAAAUGUUUUAGUCUAAAUACUUGUUUGUGUUAGUAACACAUUUUUGUUAAGAAUUUCUUAUUUGUGUAAAAGCUUUUUUAAAAAAAUUUUUGUUUAGCUGUUUAAUUUUAGUUGUUGGCUUAUUGAGUACAAAAAUUGUUUUGCUAAAUUUUGUUAUUUAUUUUAUAAACAAAAAAAAUUAUAUAAUUUAUUUAAAAACUAGUCCUUAUAUAAUUUCAACAUUCCCCUAAUGAUAUGAAGUGAAUGAAACAAUUUGUUUAGCUUUUUAGCCGUUUAAACUAUAAGUUAAUUUUAUUAAGUUUUUUUUUUUUUGAAAACUUAGUUUUAGUUUAUUGUGCCAAUUAUUAAGAAACAUAAAAAGUUAUUGAAAAACAGUAAUAUGCCGUCAAAACAAGCUUUAUAGCAAACUAUAAAAAUAAAGCUUAUUUUUUAAACAUUUAUGUAGCUAUAUUUAUUAUGUAUUUUGUAACAGGAAGUUAAGAUAAACAAAAAUAAACUUAAAAUAUUUUUGCGUCCUCAGAAGUUUAAGAAAAGAAAUUUUAAAAAAAUAUUUUUAAUACUCAACAUGAAAAAAAAAGACAUAGAACUCCCCUGUACAUGAUCCCCCAGGGGACAAAAUUUUAAAAUAUUUUUACAAAACGAAAGUUUUAUAAAGUAAAUAUUUUUAAAGGUUUAAUUGUAAAACAAACCAUUUUUCCUACAAGACAAAAAAUUGUGCAAUUUUUACUUUAAGUUUUAUAUUGUUGUUGUAAUUAAAUUAUUUAAUCUUUUUUUAUGAUUGUAAUUAUAUUUUUUUUAUUGUUUUUUUUUUAUAAAGGUUGCUUAUUGCAAUUUUGUAUUAUUAUUAAUUUGAUAAAGUAGUGUUGUAUUAUUAUCGCCCAAUAGUUGGAGUUUUGAUAAAUAAUAUUUUAUUAUUUGUAGUGAUUUGAAAGAAAUAAAUGCAAGACACAAGAAAUAAAAAUAAAUUAAUAAAAAUAAUCACAAAGUUU